Messenger RNA from Nerophis ophidion (straightnose pipefish), 2942 nucleotides. Its product is annotated as zinc finger protein 391-like. Lineage: Eukaryota; Metazoa; Chordata; Actinopteri; Syngnathiformes; Syngnathidae. The transcript has 3 exons. The coding region runs from base 299 to 1948 and encodes 549 amino acids. Gene Ontology annotation, biological process: regulation of immune system process; regulation of cytokine production; negative regulation of transcription by RNA polymerase II. The record is from RefSeq and is a predicted model, not a curated record.
GCAAGAUGGCGUCUGACGGUGAAGACGUUAUUGCAGUCGUCACAGUUCAAUGUUCUUAAUUUGUGCCUCCAUGUACACAUAUAUGUCCUUUAUUACACUCUAGUAAAUAGAGUAAACAUCGUUAAUAACUGUUUGCAUCCGGUUAUAUUAGUCUGAGCGCACUUUGAUGCUUCUCGAGCUAGAUUAGCUUGCUAGUUAGUUUAGCUUGUUAGCUGCUAACAAAGAGAGGCGGAAGUGAUCAAAACACAUCGCUAAGUAGAGAUCAAGUGUGAGUGUAAAGUGUUGUGAUUGUGUGAAAAUGUGCCAAAGAACCAUAGCAGAGUACGAGGAGGAACUUUGUCCAACAAAAGAGGAGAAGGAGCGACAACAUGAAAAACAUCAAGUUGUGUUACACAGAACAGACAUCCAUCAGCUGAUUGAACACCAAGAAGAAUGUCUCCCUCAUCUGCAGGGGGACAGUUUCACUGUAAAGUAUCCACAGCCCUCACAUUUUAAAGGGGACAAAGAUGAGCCACAGCCCUCUUAUUUCAAAGAGGAAGAGGAGGGAGAGUGUCCUGUAGGGCAGGAGGAGGCUGAUGUCAGCAAGUUUCCACUGACUGUUGUCUCUGUGAAGACUGAAGAGCAUGAAGACAAACCACCUGAGUCCUCACAGCUUCAUCACAGUCCAAACGUCUGUGAAGAACAUCUUGACCCUGAGCAACAGAAAUGGAGCUUCAGGAUGCGAACGGAGGAGCCACAGCCCUUCCACAUUAAGAAGGAAGAGGAAUACCCACAUACCCCCCUUUAUAAAGAGGAAGAGGAGGACCCACAGACACCCAUUUUUAAAAAGGAAGCGGUGGAUCCACUGAGCCCUCACAUUAAAGAGGAAGAGGAAGAACACAGCAUCAGUCAGCAGGGAGAGCAUCUUGAAGGACUGGAGGAGGUUGAAGUCACCAAGAUGCCAGUGACUGGUGUCCCUGUGAAGAGUGAAGAUGAUGAGGUGAAAGGUGAAAGUGAGGAGAGGGGAGGGGGGGAGCCUCCAAGCAGCAGCUCAACACAACACAUGACAACAGAAGCUGAUGGAGACCACUGUGGAGGAUCACAAGCAGACAAGCUCUUAGCUCCACUAUCAGAUAGUGAGGACACAACGUCACACUCUCCUGACACUGAUGAUGAAGACUCCAAAGAUGAUAAGACAUGUCACACUGACAACACUCACUUCACAUCUUCUCACUGUCACAAAACUUUUAAAUACCAUUGUCAUCUGAAAAGACACAUGAGAAUACACACUGGAGAAAAACCUUUUCCUUGCUCAGAAUGUGGUAGAGAUUUUAGACUAAAACAAAUGCUAAAAGAACACAUGAGAACACACACUGGAGAAAAACAUUUUUCAUGUUCAAUCUGCGGUAAAGAUUUUACUCAGAGGUACGAUUUGAAAAGACACAUGAGAACACACACUGGAGAAAAACCUUUUUCAUGUUCAAUCUGCGGUAACGAUUUUACUCAUAGGCAACAUUUGAACACACACAAGAGAAUACACACUCGAGAAAAACCUUUUACUUGCUCAGAAUGCUGUAAAAGAUUUGCGCGAAGAGCAGAGUUCAAAAGACACAUGAGAAUACACACUGGAGAAAAACCAUUCAUGUGCUCAAUUUGUGGCAAAGGAUUCUCCCAGAAGGGACAUUUGGUAAACCACACAAAAACACACACUGGAGAAAAACCUUUUUCAUGUUCAAUCUGUGGUAAAGGAUUUACUCAAAGGCACCUUUUCAAAGCACACAUUAGAAGACACACAGGAGAAAAACCUUUUUCAUGUUCAAUGUGUGGUAAAGCUUUUACUCGAAGUGACCAUUUCAAAGCACACAUGAGAAUACACAUUGGAGAAAAAACAUUUUUAUGUUCAAUCUGCGGUAAAGAUUUUACCCGAAGGGACCAUUUCAAAGCACAUAUGAGAAUACACAAUGAAUAAAAAACCUUUUCACUGUUAAGAAUGUGGUGAAGCUUUUGUACAAUGAAGCAUUUUGAAAGUACAAAUGAGAACACACACUGGAGAAAAACCUUUUUCCUGCUCAGAAUGUGUUAAAGCGUUUGUGUGAAAAAGCACAUUGAAAGUAGCCAUGAGAACACACACUGGAGACAUACCUUAUUGUAACCUGGGUGACAAAACCCCAUUAAAUAUCCUCAUUUAAAUAUCCUUUUAAAACCCCAUUGAAUAUUGUUUGUAAUUAAAUCUUCCUAUUUAAAUAAUUGUAUUUAAAUAUCCUCUCAAAACCCCAUUGAAUAUUAUUUCUAAUUAAAUAUCUUUCUAUUUAAAUAUCAUUUUACUUAAAUAUCCUAUUUAUUUUCGUGUCUUUGCGUGCGUCAUUACGUCACGCGGUCACGUGACCUAUUGCGGGAAGCAUACAAUCCAGUAGUGGGCUGCUUCCAGGAAGAGCGAGAGAGACGUUGCUGCAGGAGCCAACUACUGAAGCCGUGGGUCGUCGUGCGAGAGUGUUUAAGUGGGAUUUAUCUGCGGAAUUGGCCAAGUUGGAUGGCGAGCUAGAGCCUGAAGCUUUAUGCCUGGAACUGAACCAACCCAACUGAAUCCACCCAACCGAGCCGGGCGGCUAGGAGGCUCCUCAGCAGCCGCUCUGUUUUUUCCCUUUGGUUUUCCAUAACGCAACGUGUUCAUUUCUGUCCUCCCUGAACUUUCACAUUUACCCCGUUACCUUCACUAAAACCCCUCUGGACACUGCCACCACAACGUGGACUUUGCGAGGUCGUUUAAUGAAGUGUCGUGUUGCGCCUAUACCCUCUUUGGUAAAAACAAGGACUGAAUCAAGUACUGUAUCACAUUGUAAAUAUUGAACGUUCUGUAAUUUAUGUUGAAAAUGUGAAUGGCCAUUCCAAUUUACAUGUCUUUUUGUUGUUGUUUAUUUUUCCUAUAAUUCUUUAGUAUAAUUUGGUACCAUUUAAACAUAAAA